AAAUAUCCAGGCAAAAAAAAAAUAUCCCAAAACCUAAAUUUGAGCAUCUAAAUUCUACAGUUUUAGCGCUAAUUGGUGGCAUAAUUUUUAAGUAUUAAUCAACCUACGGCCUACCGCUGCAAUGGAGAUGAAACAGAUCAUACAAACAGAGGAGACCGACGCUGGACCCGUUCGGUUACCGGUGGACAGCGAAACUCACACGUUCGACGAUUGGACCAUUGCGUACACCAAAUCGCACAUUCUGAAGAGCGUUUGCACCAACGACAAUAAAUGUGUCCAGGGGGAUGAAAACUGCUGUGAACUCUGCGUAUACAACUACGCCUUGGACUUGCCGCACCUACCGGAUAUGGUGUUUCACCGGAAUGUUCUCACCAUCAGUCACAAGGAUGGAGCGUGUCUGCAGUUUAAUCCGAUGGACGCCCUCAAGUUGGUUCGGAACGAAAAACUCGACCUGAAGGUAGCCUGUUCGGAGGAAUGGAAGGAGAGCCGAUCGGCGGCGGAUACCCAGGAGAAGGUCAAACCCUUCGAUUGGUCCUUUACGACCGAGUACAAGGGCACCGUAAACGAGGGGAUUUUGGUGGAGCAAACCGACCAGAAGAUCGAUAUGUUCAAACUGAUGAGAAGGGAACCGAUUCUGUUCUACCACGACUUGACCCUGUUCGAGGACGAACUGCACGAUCACGGGAUAUCGGUGCUGUCGGUAAAAGUGCGAGUUAUGCCAUCCGGGUUCUACAUCCUUCUGCGUUACUUCCUACGCGUGGAUCACGUGCUGAUACGCAUUAACGAUACCCGUUUCCACUACGAGAAAGCCAAUAGUUACAUGCUGAGGGAGUACACUCACCGGGAGGCGAAGGUUGAACAGCUGAAGCGUGUUCCACCGGCCCUGUUCACCAGUCCGAAUGAAAUUGCCGAGCAUCUUCCGGUGGUUUCGAAGGUUACCGAAAAGUUGACCAUCGCAACCAGUUCUGUCAACGAUGAGAGCGUGGAAAUGUCAUCGUAAAUCAGAAAACUAAGACCCAUCGAACGGUCUCUUUUUAGCGUUACAUAAGUGUAUUUUUAGCAUUAUCCGCCUCGGCGUCAGAUUGUGUAUCA
Ochlerotatus camptorhynchus is the source of this 1092-nucleotide messenger RNA. Its product is annotated as TIP41-like protein. Bases 122 to 1000 code for a protein of 292 amino acids. Lineage: Eukaryota; Metazoa; Arthropoda; Insecta; Diptera; Culicidae. The record is from RefSeq and is a predicted model, not a curated record. The transcript has 4 exons. Gene Ontology annotation, cellular component: cytosol. Gene Ontology annotation, biological process: TOR signaling.